CACCACUUAUUUUAACUUUUUUAGGCUCAAAAAACAACAUUACGUCUAUCGCUAUAAAUUUAAUUACGGCUAUCUUACGGCACUGUUAUGUAAUCACACAUCACAAAAUUUCUGCAGCUAUAGUAAACGCUAUCGUCAACCAUGGUAAUAAAAACAUAGAUUCAUGCAUGACCAUUACAGGUUAUCAUGAGGUUACGAAGCAAUUAUUAAUCUCUCAAGUAUUCAAACUUCGAAAGAUGUUUCCACAAUUUUCAAACAAUCUACAAAUAGGCUUAUUAGAAUCUACACUCUUUUUGCGGGGAUCGCCUGAAGAAUCAUUAGGGUCUUUUUUAAGAGGAGAUUUGAUUUUAAACCUAUCCAAACCCAUGGAAAUUAAGAAAAUUGAAAUGAAAUUCGUGGGUAACCUUCGAGCAUAUUGGACAGAUUCAAACAAAUCAUAUUCAGAAAAUUUAAUAAAUCAUAUCUGGUCAUUUCUUGAACCCACGAUCUCUUCUUCUGCUACCAACCGAGUCUCAAAAUCGCGUAUACGACUCUUCUCAAUAAUAAGUGGCUCACAAUCACAUUUGAUUCCAGCCGGCGUAUACACAUUUCCAUUUGAAUUAUAUUUAUCUGGGUCUUUACCUGAAACCGUAAAUACAAAAUUUGGCAGCAUAAACUAUAAACUGACUGCUACCGCAACUAGACCACGCUUCUUAUUUGAUCUAAACACAACAUUGCCGGUUAAAAUAAUCCGAACGAUAUCAGAUCAAAGUCAAGGAGUUGGUGUUGCCAUAUGUAAAGAAUGGAAAAAUAAAUUUAGAUAUGAAAUUACCAUGCCGAAUAAAGCAAUACGAAUGGGAAUGCCUAUAGAGAUUGAUAUUAGAGUAUUUCCCCAUAUCAAAAAAUUACAAGUAAUCGAUGUGGAAAUAUUGUUAAUUGAGACUACUACAUAUAAAGUUGAAGGACAAAAACGGUUUGAGUCAAAAACAGUGGCAAAUUGCAAAUAUAUUAAAUUUGAGCAAAUAAAAAAGAAAGACGAUGAAAACAAUCACUGUGUAGUCUGUAAAGAAAACCGAAAUGAAAAUGUUGAAAGUUUUUAUUAUACCAAAAACAUUUCAUUUCAAACAUAUAAAUCCUCGAAUAAGAUGCAUUGUUCUUGUGCUACCUCCUGA
Molecule: messenger RNA, 1151 nt
Organism: Dentiscutata erythropus
Lineage: Eukaryota; Fungi; Glomeromycota; Glomeromycetes; Diversisporales; Gigasporaceae
Source: the annotation of a GenBank genome assembly